Athalia rosae (coleseed sawfly) is the source of this 7868-nucleotide messenger RNA. It is a transcript of the gene Root, whose product is annotated as rootletin. The coding region runs from base 740 to 6559 and encodes 1939 amino acids. The record is from RefSeq and is a predicted model, not a curated record. The transcript is spliced from 27 exons. Lineage: Eukaryota; Metazoa; Arthropoda; Insecta; Hymenoptera; Athaliidae.
UUAUACGGUAUAUUUUCGCCGGAAGUCGAUCGCCGCGAUAUGUCGCAUACGCGCGGUACCAUGUACAUACAUACAUACGUAUACAUAAGAAAUCUGAAUGCCUCUCGUAUAAUUCGAAACGUGGACGCAAUCAAAUGUAUUACACGUGGUGUAAUCGCGGUAUACCGUACCGGUCCAUAAAAAUCCACCUCUUCGGUACUCGGCGGGUUCUGCUCGGGUGGUGAUUUCAACAGAGGACUACUUUAUCGUUGCGAGUCGUAUAUCGAACCGGUAAACGACCGCCGUGUUAUGUACCUUAAAAAGAGAAUUUUGAUCAAUGCGUAAGCCAGCUGUAUAAAAUACUACGUUGUUGACCGCCCUCUCAGCUCUCAUUGCCGACUUGCAACAAAGAAGAGACUUGAUGCGUCCCGUAUUUCGGCGCUGCUGAGUAUACGUAUGUAUAUAAAAAUAUAUUCUAACAGUAAAUGAUAAAAUGGCUGAUAUCUACGCCAGCGUCGCGUCGUUUCUCGGCAGAAAGAGUAGUACGAAUCGAAAGACCGUCUCUUGUUUAUUUUCCAUUUUCAAACACGGGCGGGACACGAUUUCCGAGUGAUUCGAUACCCGGAGAAUUAUACAUACGGUGCCUCCGAAGAGCGCCUCUCAUCUGACGCCCCGAGGGCAGACGGAGAGGCGUCGACCACCAUUUCUGAGAGGAACUGUGAGAAGUAGAGAGUCAGGGGGUACCGGAAGUGCGGGCAGAAUGGAAUCAGGACGAAGCGGGGUCUUGGGAAGUGGCGGUGGGGAUGGAGGCAGUGACGAUGAUUUGGCGCCUGAUGCUUUGGUCCGACAAAAUUUCGAACUCCGUCAUCGUCUGGAGGAAGAGGCAGCCGGUUACAAACGGCGACUAGACACCUACCGACAGGCCCAGCAGCAUCAGGCUGCCCUCGUAUCCCGUUUGCAGGCUAAGGUGCUGCAGUACAAGCAGAGAUGUUCGGAUUUGGAAAACCAGAUGAUGGAAGCGGUGCCAAUGGACAUCGGCAGAGGGGCGUCCAACUCUGCGCCGAGUGGUUCGGCGCUCGACGCUGCACAUCAGACUCUUCGAGAAUUGCGCGAAGAGCAAAUUCACGAUCUGGACACGGCGCUGAAAAAACUUGCGGAUGAACGCCGGAGGUGCGAGAAGAUUCUACAAGUUAACGCGUCCUUGAAAGAUCAACUGGAGGAAGCUCAUCAAACGAACGAAGCUUUGACAACGGAUCUCCAGAAACUUAGCAACGACUGGGACGCUCUCAGAGAGGAAAUGACCAUCAAGGAAGACGAGUGGAAAGAAGAGGAGCAGGCUUUCAACGAAUAUUACACUUCCGAGCACAAUCGGUUGCUAAAUCUCUGGCGGGACGUCGUCUCCGUGAAAAGAUUAUUCUCGGAAAUGAAGUCCGCAACGACGAGAGACCUAUCGAAAAUACAAAAUGAAAUAUCCAUGACCUCCAGAGAAAUGGCGUCCGCAUGCAGCAGCGCUAAUUUCGCGAUGAAGAUGCAAGCGACCACCGCUCAAUCAUCGGUAUCGCAGCAAUUCCAGCAGGCUCAAGCCGCCUGCGAUAUGAAAUCCGAGAACGUCGCUCUGAAGCAACAAUUCGACAAUGCCCAAAAUGAAAUUCGCGCUAAAGAAGAUCGCAUAAAUCAACUGAUUCGCGAGGUCCACACUCUGGAGGAAAGAUGCGCUGAAGCGGAAUCUGGAAUGGGUCAGGUAGUACGGAUGCAGGAAGACGUAGAACUUCUUCAGUCCGCGUUACGCGAUAUCGCCCACGCCGUUAUUCAGGACGCGGAGUCACGGGAUGUUGAAAAUACGCAGGCACCGCCGCACGUUCAUCUUUCCCCAACCGGAGCCGUUCCGCAACGAUCACCCAAGAGAGGUACUCGAAGCAACGCAACGCCAGCGUUUGCCGAAAGUACGAUCAGUGCGGUGCAGGCAGCCCUGCAUAAAUACCAGCUCAUGAUCCACGAGCUCCAGGUGAAACUGCAAACGAAUAAAGAGCAGUUGACGAUGGCUCGAAAGCAGUGCGACGCCGCCGACGAAUCGAAUCAAGCACUCGAAGAGAAAGUUUCCGAAUUAACUUCGCAAUUGGAUGCUUCCAGAUCUCAUUGUACUCAACUUACGCAAGAAAAAGAUUUGAUACAGAAGAAUCUCGAUGCUAUAAGAUCGGAGAAGAAUGCUCUUGACAAAAACCGGAUUGAAAUUAACUCUAUGGUCGAAGCCCUCAAUACCGACUAUGAGAAACUUCAGAAGAGCAAUAACAAGCUUCAAAAGUUGGUCGACAAUCUUGAGGACGAAAAACUCUACCUGCAGACCGAACUCGAUCGGUUGAAUAAGGAUUCCGAACUUAGGGAGAUAAGCCUUCGAGCGGAGGAGGAUCGGUGCAGCAGGAUGCGGGAAGAACUGCUCACUUUGAGGGAAGAAUUGAACAAAACCUACCUGUCGAAGGAUAUGUUGGAACAACAAAAAAUGGAAUCUGAUGGCCUGAUAUCACAAAUCGAAAAAAGCAAAGGUGACCUCGAACUGGAGUUGGAACGAAUUUUACUGGAAAAAUCCGACCUUCAAGAAGCUUCGGCCAAGCUGGAAGCCAUGUUUGCUAACGGUGAACAGGACAAAAAACGUUUGCAGGAUGAAUUGAAAAAGAUGCAAGAUGAGAAAAGUAAACUCGGAAGUCAAUGUACCGAUCAGCAGGGUGACUUGGGAUCCCUACGGAAGGAAUUACUGCAAGCUGAACAAGCUCGCCUUGAUUUAGAGUCCGAUAAAGUGACGCUCAAUGAAAAAGUCAAGUUCCUGGAGAUCGAAAAAGAGAAGGUCGAAAUAGAACUUGGACAGGUUUCACGAGAGCGCGGUGAUCUUAGCAAUCAGCUUUCCGUUCUCGCUCGGAAAAAAGAAGUACUCAACGAGGAACUCAUGCGACUGAGACAACGGCUGGAACAGGCGAACGAAAUGAAUUCGCGAAUCAACAGAAAUUUGGAAGACCUUGUCAAGGACAACGAAGAAAAACAGGUCUUGCUGGAAACUACCGACAAAGAGCUGCAGCGUCUUCAAGAGCAGCUAGCGUCGGUGCGUAGUGAGAAAGAGGCGUUGGAGGGGGUAUUAUUCGAUACGCAGACAAAUCUUGAGGCGACGCAUAUCAAGAAAACUCAAUUGGAAAAGGAACAGCAGGAACUUUUGGUGAAACAAGAAAGUCUGAAAGGCCAAGUAAUUCGGCUUACAAAAGAUUUGGAGAACAGCGAGAAGCGAGCUCACGAUAUCAAACAGACUUUAACUCAGCAAAGCGGAAACCAAGAGGCUGAAUUCCAUCAGAUCAUUGCAAAUAUGAAGAAACAGAACGACGACAACGUUAGAAAACUUGGCGAGGAGAAGGAACAAAUAAGAAUCUCUUUGGAAAAACGACUUCAGCAAACAGUCUCCCAACUUGGAGGUGAAAAAGAUGACGAAAUAGCGCAGCUUCAACAGAGGAUUGAAGACCUUCAACAACACAUUGAAAACUUGUGUCAACAACAUGAGGAGGUUCUUCUGAGAGCAGAAAACGACAAACAACAAUCCCUGCUUAUAGCCCACCACGACCAGCAAGCUCUGAUGGAAAAAUUGGAAGGGGUCUACCGAGAACUGGAAGAAGAACGUGGAAAUCUGGAACGUUUACGUAGAGAGGCGGGAACGCGUGCGGAUCAAGAUCGUAAUACGAUCAAUCAACUUCGUGACGAAAUGACUCGUCUCCGGGCUCGUUACGACGAAACUAAGCUCAAAGCGGAAGAGGAGAAAUUGAGACUCGAUCUCAAAGUUGAGGAAGUAUGGAAGGAGAAAGAGAACGCCCAACGAGAAACCGAGGAGCUUCAGGUGCAACUGCACAUGGCAGAGGACAAGGUUGAUAGCCUGACCAAUCAGUUACAGGAAACAACCAGAAGACUGAAAGAAGCCGAAAACUCCAUCGAAAUGUUGCGCAAAGAGCUGGUCGACAUCCGUCGUCAAUUAACGGACACAAAUUACGAGAAAGAAAAAUACAACAGCAGUAACAAAGAAUUACGGGAAUACGUGAAACGUGUUGAAGGUGAAAAACGGGAACAGGGCAGGGGACUUGAGGAAGCCUAUCAAAAAAUUGCUGGACUGGAAGACCUCAAGACAACUAUUGACAACGAAAGGUCGCGCCUUCAAGUGCAGCUUCGGGACAUGGAACGCGAUGCGAUGCAGUCGCAACAACAGCUUCGAGCUACUCAGGAUGAGCUGCAAAAAUCCCAAGCUGCGAAUUCGCAAGCCCAAAAUGAAGAACGAGAACUGCAAGCGAGAUUGGCCAAUGAAACUGAGGAAAGAGAACGUCUGCAACUGCAACUACAUCAAUUGAAAAAACAGAUCAUUGAUUUAGAUAACAGUUUGGAAGUGACGCGACAAGAGCUUGGAAGAAUGCGGUCUCGCGGAGACGAAGAAGACGAAAGGUGGAGGAGCAGAGAACAAGAAUUACUAGUUCGACUAGAAGACAGUCGGUGCCGUGAAAGAAAACUGGAAGAUCAAAAGCAUAACUUAGAAGUUUGUUUAGCCGAUGCUUCUCAACAACUUCAGGAGCUCAAGGCUCGACUUGGUGGCUCUGAAGGAAGAGUCCGAGCUCUAGAUGCCCAAUUAUCUCAACUUGAAACAGCUAAGAAAGAAGUUGAACAAAAAUUAAGCAGCGUAGGAUCAACUCUUCGACGUAUUGCUGGUAUUCAACUCGACGGCAGCGUCAAUAUGCCUUUCAAAUUAAUGAGCCCUUCGCGAAGAUGGAGUCCCGCACGUGCAGGCCAUACCGAUCACGGAGAUGGCGGCCGAGACGUCAUUCUCGAUGUUGAUCCAGAAGCCGUUAGAAAAGGGGUUCGAUCUCUCAUGCAGCAAGUGGCUCAAAUUGAACGAGAGCGAGAUGAUUACAGAAUUGAAAUCAGCAGCGUUAAGAAACAGUUGACCGAAGCGCAAGAAAACCAAAAUAAAGGAGACUCAAAGGUCAAUAAUUUGAUCAGUAAUUUGCGAACUCUUCAAGAUGAGAAGAGCACGUUAGAAGCGAAACUUUCGCAAAAACAAGCCGCCUUCCAAGCUCAGGCGGAAGCGUUGAAGCAGAAAACCCAAGAAUCCGAACAAAUGCGGGAAAAAAUGACAACUCUUGAAUUAACGAUCAGUAGCGAAUCCGAAGGGAAAAGUCAAUACGAGGACAAACUUGAAAAAAUGCGACAAGCUCUAGCUAAGUUGGAGAACGAUAAGCGUAGCUUACAGGAUGAAUUAGGUCGUAAUGAAGCACGUUCCACCAAGUUGGAAUUACAACGUAUGUCUUUAGAAGGAGAUUUGCAGCGUCUGCAGAUGAUUCUGCAAGAAAAAGAGGGAAAUAUCCAGAAAUUACAUGACAGAUCUGAAGCCCAGAGCCGCACGGCAGCUAGUUUAGAAGAAAGAUGCGCCUCGUUAAAGACGACCAUCGAACAACUGAACUUGGCCUUAGAAAGAGCUUCUACCGGCGAAAGUGAUCUGAGAAAUGAGAUAAGCGUAUUGCAACGUAAUCUUAUGGAAGUUAACGCGUCGUCGCAGAGCAACAUCGAAAAACUGAAACAGAUGCAGAAGCAGUUAUCUAAUAGUGAAAACGAACGUCGAGUACUCUCCGAGAGACUAGACUCGACACAGCAAGCAAUGGCCGAAUUGAGACGCACAAAUCAAACUUUAGCCGAUCAGACAACCAGACUUCAAAAUGAAUUAGCCAAUAAUGAAGUACAAAGAUCUGGUCUCGAGGCGCAAUUAAGACUGGCGAGUUGGCCACCAGAAAAUUCGUCGAAUAAGGACGAAGAACUGGUGAGACAGUUGCAGAACGCGCAGCGAGAAAGAAGCGAAAUGAGAGGAAAAGUGGAAGCUCUCAACGAGAAGGUAAAAUCACUGGAAGCAGAAAAGCGCAACAUGGAGCGCCAGUUAUCGUCGUCGAGGGCUAGUAAUAUUCGUAGCAAGAGUUACGAGCGUCCAGAAAAAGCGCAGAUCGAGUUAAUGGGUUCUAAUAUUAGCACGGAUAAUUUGGAGCAAGAAAAUAGGGAGCUACGAAUGAGACUUCGUAGAGUGGAGACACAAUUAGCUGAAAAAGAAGCGGAAUUAAUUCGAUUGAGAACAUCACACGCUCAUUCCCAUUCUCACUCCCACUCGACGUUGGAUUUGAACAGAGAGAGAUCCGGCGAAAUGGAGAGAUUGAGAGCUGCGCAGCUACAGGCGGAAAAAUUACUCGAAGCAAGAGAACAGAGCCAUCGUCAACAAGUGUUGCGUCUCGAAAAUCAGAUACAAUUGCUGCGGGAGCAACUGAACCAAGAAAUCAAGCGUCGUCAACUCUAUGUAUUGCGCAGUUCUCGUGCUGGUAGAGAAAUGCAACAGCUCCGUCAAGCGCUGGGAGAUUCUCUGAGGACUGUAUCGCAGGAUCCGUCGUUGGAUGCUGUACUUUUGGAGCAUGAAGCUAGGAAAUUAGAUUCUACUCUUUCGAGCACGACUAGUUUACCACCCUCUUUAGCUUUACCUCCGCCAUCUUCAUACGAAAGAAGAUCUCCGACGCCAACGCGCCUGAAAUAAAUGAACUCGUAUCAUCGUCGAGGGAGGAAUAUUUGUUUAAUCGAGUAUACAUAUAAUGAAAGAUGAGGCAGCCGUGCUGAAAUGCGUUGAUCGAGAGAGCAUUGCACAAUAUUUAUUAUAUUGUAUAGCGGUACGUGUAUUCUUCGUUUGGGAAGUGCUAUGAGGCAUUCUAGGAUAGUUGAGGAUACAUUUAGAGUUUGUUCUCUCUCGAUGCUCGGUAGGCAUCGCAGCCGAAUAAUUAGUCAAUCUGUUUUGAAUAACAGAAGUAGAUGACCGUAGAUAUCAUUUAAGUUUUGUUGUUAUUAUUGUGAUUAUUAUCAUUAUUACGAAGAUAUAAGUAUUAAUUAUUAUAAAUGGUCACGCAAGUGUUAGAUUCCAUAUUGUUUGAUAUUUGUUUAUUUUCUAUCUACAUUAUAUUCAUUACGACCGAAUAGUAUAUCAAAUUUUUAUCAACUGGUACACUACGUUUAAUCUAAAGUCAAUUAGAAUCAAAAUUGACAUUCAAUUUCAUAACUUACAGUCAAUGAUUUUAUUCCACUGCAGGCUUUUUGCAUUUACAGUAUAAAAUAAUCUACGAGACUAUAGAUUUUGUUACGCUGUAUGAUAAUAGAAAAAAAAAAAAUGAACGGAAAAAUUUUUACAUGAAAAAGAUAUUGAAAACUUACACUGCUGUCGUUGAACAAAAAACGUCGUAUUUGGGAAUGCCCGACAAAAUCGUUACGUCAGAAUCAUUUUUAUACUUAUUUUACUCCACGUCCAAUUUAAGAAUAAUUAUAUUUGUACAAAUUUGUGGAUUCGGUUGAAAUCCUGCGUAUUAUUUUUCGGAAGAAAAUUACGCCUUCAGUUUAUCGUUUGACACAAUGUUUAUGAAUUUGAAAACAUCUUGGUUGUCAUGAUAUCGAUACAGUGGAAAGCUUUUGCCAAACAGAAUGUACAUUAUACAGUGAGCAAAUGCUAUGUUUAGUCUUGUCCUGAGACCAAACUUUAUCAUCUGAGAAGAGCAUUAUAGACGUACUUAUACACAUCGUAGAUUUCUAUUCGCAAUUUUCAUUGCGUCGGUAAAUUUAACUCUAAUGGAUUGAAUUGUUUACGUCAAUGGUAGAUUACAGUCAAUAAAAAUUGUAAGCCAUAAUUAUAUAGGUGAAAGAUGUAGAUGGCAGAGAAUGGAUUGUGUCAGUUCUUUAAUAUUGAGAAUAUUGACAUCCAGUCCAACCAUGUAUCAUCUACUCAAAUUUAACUAUUCUAUUCGACUGUAUCGGCACAUGAAAAAUUCGUAUGAAACCAAAUAAACUCAAGUUCUCUUUCUUUU